Episyrphus balteatus (marmalade hoverfly) is the source of this 4082-nucleotide messenger RNA. RefSeq names its product ras-related protein Rab-32 (gene Rab32). Lineage: Eukaryota; Metazoa; Arthropoda; Insecta; Diptera; Syrphidae. Gene Ontology annotation, cellular component: Golgi apparatus; trans-Golgi network; vesicle. Gene Ontology annotation, biological process: vesicle-mediated transport. Bases 530 to 3541 code for a protein of 1003 amino acids. The transcript is spliced from 4 exons. The record is from RefSeq and is a predicted model, not a curated record. Gene Ontology annotation, molecular function: GTP binding; GTPase activity.
UAAAGUUUCAUUUAAAUAUCGCAAGGUGCCUCGUCGGGUUCUAUAAUCUUCUACUAUCUGUGUGUCUUGUACCCCGGUAUGGUGAUAUAGACAGAAAACACUCUAGUGCGCAGUGUUGGGGAGUCCUCUGGUUGCAAAUUCUUUAAAUUAAAUUAGCAGAAAAAUAAAAAAAAGAGGAAUAGUUUUGGCUUCGUGUCGUUGGUGCAAGUGUUCUGUUAAAAAUUGUUUUACGAUUGUUUAAAAAUCUUAUAAAUAGACAAAAAGUUAUCUCAAAAACAAAAACAUGAUAAGAUCUUAGGUGAAAGUAAAUUCAUCUCGCCCCAAGUAUCUUUUUAGAUUAAGAUAAAGGAAUAAUUUAUUGUUUCUUUAUUUUGUCUAUAGAGUAAAUUUUUUGUCGUCGUAUAAAAACAGUCGUUUCUUUAUUCUUGUCGAUUGUGCAACGCGUUCGUUUCGGAUUUUUUUCUUUUCGCUGUGAAUUUGUCCAAUCCCUAACCUCAAAUCCCUCAAAUCUUGUCUCGAUGGAGCUAUAAUGCAAAACAUUGGUGCACCAAAAUCAUUGGAACCAAAUUUGAACGCUGCCAGCAGUGAGGUUGAAUUAAGAUCCGAACAACCCCUGCUACGAAAGACUUUGUCUGAUAAUUUUUGUAAAUCUCUAGAUGAAGAUGAAGAACAAUUAGAUACAGUUGUAGAUUUAGCUAAUAAACAACAACCAACAGUGGUUCCAAUUGAACAACUUUCACCAAAAUCCAAAACUCGUUCAAGAUUUACUUCGGCAUUUCGUUCGUUUCGUGCCUCAAAAUCGACAAAAAAGAAAAUACCAACCCCUACGUCAAGUAGUGACCAAGUUCUAUCGAGUGGUGGUGAGGAUUUAGAAGUCCCACAAUCGGAUUCAAACGAUUCAAAGAAGAAAAAAAGUAAACUUUCGAAGAAAUUUUCACUCACAGGAAUCAAGAAGAAUAAAGUCAAUCCAAAGAAAGAGGAGGAAAUUUUGUCCAGUAAUCUUUUGUUGGUUACAAGUUCAACCCAAACCACUCAAACCCUUGAUCGAAGGCCAAUUUUUACUGCAGAUAAUGAAACUAAGAGAAAAGUAACUGUGACCACUUCGUCGGAUCACACUACGCCACCAUAUUCUCUCUCACCAGAGUCUUCACCAACGAAAUUCGAUAAAGUUCGAAAGAUACAAAUAACAAUUCAGGGCAAGAAAAUCGAACACACCAAUAAGAAUAACAAUAACAACAACAACGGCAUCCAAGGGCGAAAAAAUCUACCCACAACUACAACUGAAAUUGUAGGUUCUACCCCAACAACCCCAAAUACUGACGAAGGGGAUUAUUUAAUUGCAACCACCACCACAGAAGAAUCAAAACAACAGCAAAAACCAUUAAUAUCAACAUCACCUUCGAAGAAAAACUCAAAGAAGAAUAAAAAACCCAAGUCAAAGCCGAAUAGCCCACCAAACAGCUCACCAUCGGCUUCUCCAUCUGGCAACAAGUCAAUCACCUCAACAAUUUCCACCACCACAACCACGGAAGAUAAACUCAUAGUCACCCAAAGUAUCUGUGAUACACCACCGCGAGAGAGAGCACCAGCAAAACCCUCCCGGGCGCCAUUUACCACCGCCCAAUCAUUUGCCUCCGCUCCAACUGGAGCCAUCCGCAAAUCACUCUCACAUCAAUUACCUCGACUAAGACGGCAACGAUUUCACGCCUUCGAUUCGGUUGAUUCCGAAUCGUAUUUUAUGAUACGCGAGGGAACUGUCGAACGAGGCCGUCGAUUUCCCAGACCAGCAUCAAUAGAUAUACAAGAUCUAUCACCAUCAUCACCACCAAUCAUAACCCAAUUACCAAAGUUGCCAAUCCCAUUGGGCAUCACCACCACGGAGAAUCCAAAGCUUCCACCACAAUCGUCAAUAGACGACCACGAACCACAGGUUAAAUCCCUGCCGCCAUUUGUCGAGGAAACCUCAAACACCACAGAAGAGCCUCAUGAGACUAUCAAUCAAAAGCAAAGAAAAAUAGUUAUUUCCUUACCCAGUUUUGUAUCGUCAAUUGGAUCUGAGUUAGAUGAUGUAGAUAAUCGUAUUUCUGAUAUUUCAUCACCAGAUGUCUCACCAAUACAUUAUUACGUUGGCAACAACCUCUUAGACACUGAGAAACCUAAUCUAAGUGAUAUCAUAUCUAAAGAAGAAAAUUCUAUCGAAGACAUUAGCAUUGUUCAGGAAACACAUGAAUCUGCCCAUCAGAGGAAAAUAAUCUCUUUACCCAGCUUCGCAUCGACAUCGUCGUUAGAAAGAGAAAGUAUUACCACAGACCAAGACAACAUUAAUUCGGCGCAAACAGACGACGCAUCCCUAUAUUUUAGUGGGAACAAUUUACAGAAUCCCAAUCUUCGUGGAUUGAGUGAAGAUCAGUCGCUGGAGGACGGCAACGACGACGGUACACGUGAAGAAACUCCAAUAAUUUGCGAUCAUCGGCAUAAUAUACGAUUUGCUGUUGGUACUUCAGUGCGUCCACAAAGGACUGUGAUACCUUUAUCACAAUUUGUACUUGAUAGUAAGGAUUUUAGUUCAUUUGAAUCGGCGAAUAGUUUUGAUUCGGGUGGUCGUCGGAGUCCGAUUACUGAUAUAAAUAAAAGGAGAUUGCAGUAUAUUAAUCAACAAGCGACAAUUUAUUCGAACGAGGAUACUGAUAACGUGGACGGUAACGUCGGCGGAGGUACAGGGAGUGGUAGCGGAGGUAGUGGCAGUGGAGGUAGUGUUAGGAAGGAAUCUCUUAAUUAUAUAUCAGGAAUAAGUGAGUACUCAUUUGAGUCGGAAUUUUCGCCACCGGAACCUUCCAUGCCAGCAUUUGGCGAUCUGACAAUGGACCAAGAAAAUCCGCCAAUAAUGACAUCCUCACAAGAAAAACGAGAACAUCUUUAUAAAAUUCUAGUCAUCGGUGAACUUGGCACUGGCAAAACAUCCUUCAUUAAACGCUAUGUUCAUCAAUUCUUUAGCCAAAAUUAUCGAGCGACAAUUGGUGUUGAUUUUGCCUUAAAAGUUUUAAAUUGGGAUUCGAAUACUAUUGUACGCCUGCAGCUAUGGGAUAUUGCUGGACAAGAAAGAUUUGGCAAUAUGACACGAGUUUAUUACAAAGAAGCCGUUGGUGCCUUUAUUGUAUUUGAUGUAACACGAAGUGGUACAUUUGAUUGUGUGAGUAAAUGGAAAGAGGAUUUAGAUUCGAAAGUUCAAUUGCCAGAUGGUAGCCCAAUUCCAUGCAUACUACUAGCCAAUAAGUGUGAUCAAGAUAAACAAGGCAUCAUUACAACACCCGAAAAGAUGGACGAAUAUGUUCGAGAAAAUGGUUUUGCUGGUUGGUUCGAAACAUCAGCAAAGGAAAAUAUUAAUAUCGAUGAAGCUGCAAGAGCGUUAGUUAAUAAAAUUCUCUUGAACGAUAAACUCAUCAGUGAUGCUGACAUUGCCGAUAGUGAAAAAUUCAAUUUAGCAAACUCGAAUGGUGGCCAAACUACGACGCAGGCAAUCAAAAGUAAAUGUUCCUGCUGACGCCUUAAUUGUAAUUUACAAAUUGUGUCAUCAUUUAUACAGAAGGACUUCUAUAUGUAAUCAUAAGUGUUAUAUUUUUUAGCUGUUUACGUAUAAAAUUUAAUAAAAAAAAAACAAGAAAAGUGUAUUUUUAAAAAUUGAAAAUCGUUGAAAAAAAUUAUAUUUUAUGUAUUUAUACAAUUAUAUUCCAGCUAUGCGUCUUCAUAAGAUAUUUUUUUUUGUAUUUUUUCCGUUUUUAUUUUUUAGGUAUUUUGUUUUUAAUUUGUUUCUUUUAUUAAAAUAUUUUUUAAAUGCUAUUUUAUUGUAAAUUAUUUUAAACUUGGCUUCCAUUAAAAAUGAAAAUUGCCUUGCAAGUUAAUUGAAAAAAGAUUUAUGAAUAUAUUUAAAACAAAAAAUAAAGAACAAAUUUAAAAAACAAAUAUAGUCCAUUCAAAUAAUUCUUGCCAUUUGCACUUCAAAAAAUUAUAUAAAAUAUACACAAAGCUCAUAAAGUUAUAAAUUAAAAAAAAAACGCUCUAUUGUAGCAACAACAAUAAAUAAA